GUUGCUAAGCCUUUCCAAAAGCAAUUAGAAGAUGCCGUCAAGACUAGGCUACCGAUGUUCGCUUGGGGAGUAUCUUUAGGGGGAGGUUUGGUCUGUCACUCAGCCAUGCGGAGACCCGAGAUUUUCGAUGGAGCGAUUCUAGUCAGUCCCAUGGUGAAAGUGGACGAGGCGAUAAAACCUCCGAAAAUCAUCGAGAUCACUUUCAGGAAGAUCGGUUCGUGGAUGCCCAAAGCGCCGAUUACUCCGACCAAAGACAUUCUUGAUAAAUGUUUUGUUGAUAAGACGUUUACCGAUUUUGCACGUGAGAAUAACAAGUUGCUGUACCCCAGCAAGCCUCGACUGGGAACAGCCCUCGCGGUACUUGCAGCUCAAGAUUGGAUUUGCGACCAUAUGGAGGAUCUUAAAACGCCCGUUUUGAUAUUGCACGGCAAACACGAUGAAGUCACCUCAAUGUGGAAGUUCAGAGGAACUUUUUCGACGGUGUUCCAGCGAUGA
Molecule: messenger RNA, 495 nt
Organism: Perkinsus marinus ATCC 50983
Lineage: Eukaryota; Perkinsozoa; Perkinsida; Perkinsidae
Exons: 5
Cellular component (GO): membrane
Molecular function (GO): lipase activity
Source: RefSeq, a predicted model, not a curated record